This is a messenger RNA of Tinamus guttatus (white-throated tinamou), 2144 nucleotides long. Lineage: Eukaryota; Metazoa; Chordata; Aves; Tinamiformes; Tinamidae. The record is from RefSeq and is a predicted model, not a curated record.
AUGUGCAAUAUUAGAGUAAGUGCUGAAGAUGAUUCUGGUACAAAAAGAGAAGAAAUAAAAUGCUUAGUGACCACGAUCGCUGAGUCAACAGUCACCCUCCCUCAGAGCAAGCGAGAGCAUCUGCUGCAGCUUUGGGAUCCUGAAUCUGGGGGUAUGCUGGAGAAAGCUAGCAGUGGGUCUCGUCUCACAGAUACUUCUUUCGGAAGACGUUGCAUUGAAGAUCUUUUUAAUGAUUUCCGAGAUGGACGAAGACUUCUGGAGCUCCUGGAAUGCCUUACAGGCCAAAAACUUGCAAAAGAAAAAGGCUCCACAAGAGUUCAUGCUCUGAACAAUGUCAACAAAGCACUGCAGGUUUUGCAGAGAAAUAACGUUGAUUUGGUAAAUAUUGGCAGUUCGGACAUUGUGGAUGGAAAUCAUAAGCUGACCCUUGGUUUGAUCUGGAAUAUAAUCCUCCACUGGCAGGUCAAAGAUGUAAUGAAAAACAUCAUGGCUGGAUUGCAACAGACAAACAGUGAAAAGAUUCUGCUGAGCUGGGUCCGCCAAUCAACUCGGAAUUACCCACAGGUCAAUGUUAUCAAUUUCACCAGUAGCUGGGCUGAUGGAUUGGCUUUCAAUGCUCUCCUCCACAGUCACAGACCAGACCUAUUUGACUGGAAUGCUGUUGCUUCUCAACAGUCACCUGUACAACGAUUAGACCACGCAUUCAAUGUAGCCAGACAACAUUUGGGCAUAGAAAAACUACUUGAUCCUGAAGAUGUUGCAACUGUCUGUCCAGAUAAGAAGUCCAUCUUCAUGUAUGUGACUUCCCUCUUCCAAGUUCUGCCCCAGCAAGUCACCAUGGAAGCCAUCAGGGAGGUGGAAACAUUGCCACGACCCUCAAGGAUCACUAGAGAAGAGCACAUAGAAGUUCAUCAUCAACAACGUUUUUCGCAAGGAUUUGUAGAAACUGUUGAAGAAAAGACAUUUAGCACCACACUGACAAGAUCAGAAAUGGACCUUGACAGCUAUCAAACUGCUUUAGAGGAAGUACUCACAUGGCUUCUCUCUGCUGAAGACGCAUUACAAGCACAAGGAGACAUAUCCAAUGAUGUAGAAGUUGUUAAAGAACAGUUUCACACCCAUGAGGGUUUUAUGAUGGAAUUAACAGCCCACCAAGGACGUGUCGGCCAUGUUUUGCAAGUUGGAAGUCAACUUCUGUCACUUGGGAAACUUUCAGAUGAUGAAGAAAAUGAAAUCCAAGAACAAAUGAAUCUACUUAAUUCUCGAUGGGAAAGUCUCAGGGUAGCCAGCAUGGAAAAACAAAGCAAUUUACAUAAAAUUCUAAUGGAUCUUCAAAAUCAACAGCUAGCCCAGUUAGGUGACUGGCUAACAAAAACAGAGAAAAGGACAAAGACAGUUGAUUCAGAGCCCUUAGGUCCCGAUCUAGAGGACCUGAAGCGUCAAGUAGAAGAACAUAAGGCAUUUCAAGAAGAUUUGGAACAGGAGCAAAUCAAGGUGAAUUCCCUUACCCACAUGGUAGUGGUGGUGGAUGAGAACAGUGGAGACAAAGCUACCGCUGUGCUGGAAGAACAGCUUCAGCACUUCGGAGAGCGGUGGGCUGCCAUCUGCAGAUGGACAGAAGAUCGAUGGGUCCUUCUGCAAGAUAUUCUUCGUAAGUGGCAGCAUUUUGCAGAAGAGCAGUGCCUUUUUGAUGCCUGGCUUGCUGAGAAAGAGGAUGCUGUGAGCAAAAUUCAUACAACUGGCUUUAAAGAUCAAAAUGAAAUGCUGACCAGUCUACGCAAAUUAACUAUCCUGAAAGGAGAUCUAGAAAUGAGAAGACAAACGCUGGGUAAGCUGAAUGCGCUCAGCCAAGACCUCCUUGCAGCUGUGAAAAAUAAAGCUGUGGCUCAAAAGCUGGAAAGUCGCCUGCAAAAUUUUGCUCAGCGCUGGGAUGGCCUUGUGCAGAAGUUAGAGAGCAAUUCUAAGCAGAUUUCACAGGCUGCCACUACCACUCAGACAUCACUAACACAGACAACUGUGAUGGAAACUGUAACUAUGGUGACCACGAGAGAACAAAUCCUGGUUAAACAUGCGAAAGAGGAACUCCCACCACCUCCACCCCACAAAAAGAGGCAGCUCCUUGUGGAUUCGGAAAUUAGGAAGAG